AUGAACUAUAGCUCCUCCAUGUUGGCUAUCGUCUUAUUGUUGAUGCUGUCAUCAACAACGAUACAAGUUCAAUCGUUCAGUCUGGGGAACCUUCCACCUCAUCAUUCCAGCAGUGCAGUUUCCACCGACUCGGCUCUUGGAGCAGCUUCCAAUUCGUGGAUGCCAAACGGUGAAGCCGUGGGAAAAGUCAUGGCUUCUGGACUCUUGGCAGCCUCUCUCAUAUUUGGAGCUUCGUCGUCACCAGCAUUUGCGGAAUCCUCCAAGGUGGUUGGCGAAUUGAAAGGAUCCGGAUUGGUGUUCAAGGAUACCCUUCAGAUCGAACGUUUCGAAGAUCCCAAGGUCAAGGGAGUCACUCUCUACAUUUCCACUUUUCAACGGCCCAUUACUGAGAAGUUGAACAAGGGCUUCUUCAAUGAUCCAUCCACAGCCUCGGUGGCCUGUGCCAAGACUGGAAAGGUGAGCAUUGCCGAUAAUAUCAACAAAAGCAUCUCUGGAGAAGAAGUCUUUAAGGAAUCCAGGAGUCUCCUGUUCAAGAAUUUGCGAGUGGAGCGAAUUUUCGAUACGGACACCAAUACCGUCGUGUACGUUUCCUUCAAUACUCGUCUCGAUAAGAAUGAUGACAACAACAAGAGUCGCUUUGCCUCCUCAUUGUGUGCCGUCAAUCUUGAUGAGCCCGUUGUUGCUGCUGCCCCAGCUUCACCCCCUCCAGCAACAAAGUAA
This is a messenger RNA of Cylindrotheca closterium, 720 nucleotides long. The record is from the annotation of a GenBank genome assembly. Lineage: Eukaryota; Bacillariophyta; Bacillariophyceae; Bacillariales; Bacillariaceae.